Mycena indigotica is the source of this 474-nucleotide messenger RNA. Its product is annotated as Ubiquitin-conjugating enzyme. Gene Ontology annotation, cellular component: HULC complex. NCBI's taxonomy places the organism in Eukaryota, Fungi, Basidiomycota, Agaricomycetes, Agaricales, Mycenaceae. Gene Ontology annotation, biological process: proteasome-mediated ubiquitin-dependent protein catabolic process; DNA repair; protein polyubiquitination. The transcript has 4 exons. Gene Ontology annotation, molecular function: ubiquitin conjugating enzyme activity. Bases 1 to 474 code for a protein of 157 amino acids. The record is from RefSeq and is a predicted model, not a curated record.
AUGUCCACCAACUGCAAGCGUCGCCUUAUUCGAGACUUUAAGCGCCUUUCCACCGAUCCUCCCGGCGGCAUCUCUGGCAGCCCAUGCCCCGACAACAUCAUGCUCUGGAACGCUGUCAUCUUCGGGCCAGCCGAGACCCCCUUUGAGGACGGCACCUUCAAACUAGUUCUAACCUUUGACGAGUCGUACCCGAACAAGCCCCCCCACGGUCAAAUUCCUUUCGCGGAUGUUCCACCCGAAUGUAACCGCUGGUCGCCCACCUAUGACGUUGCCGCAAUCCUCACCUCCAUCCAGAGCCUCCUCCACGACCCCAACCCCAACAGCCCCGCCAACGCCGAGGCAGCACAGCUUUACCGCGAGAACAUGAAGGAGUACGUCCGAAGGGUGAAGGCCACAGUCGAGGAGAGCUGGCUCGACCCCGACGACAAAAUCGACGAGGAGUCAGAGUCCGAGGCCCAAGUCAGUGCGUCUUAA